Molecule: messenger RNA, 1356 nt
Organism: Podarcis lilfordi (Lilford's wall lizard)
Lineage: Eukaryota; Metazoa; Chordata; Lepidosauria; Squamata; Lacertidae
Source: the annotation of a GenBank genome assembly
AUGUCAUUGAAGAAACCAUUUAAAUGUAUGGAGUGUGGAAAAAUAUUUGCUAAUUCUAGAAGCCAUAGAACACAUCAACGGAUUCACACAGGAGAAAAACCAUUUAAAUGUAUGGAGUGUGGAAAAACAUUUGCUAACUCUAGAAGCCAUAGAACACAUCAACGGAUUCACACAGGAGAAAAACCAUUUAAAUGUAUGGAGUGUGGAAAAACAUUUGCUAAUUCUGGAAGCCGUAGAACACAUCAACGGAUUCACACAGGAGAAAAACCAUUUAAAUGUAUGGAGUGCGGAAAGAGCUUCAGUCAGAGUGGAAACUUUGCAAAACACCAACUCAUUCACACAGGCGAGAAACCUUUUAAAUGUUUGGAGUGCGGAAAGUGCUUCAUUGAUCGUACAUUCUUUAGUUCACAUCAAAGAAUUCACACAGGGGAGAAGCCAUUCAAAUGUAUGGAGUGCGGAAAAUGUUUCAGGUGGAAGUAUUACCUUACUACACACCAGCGAACUCACUCAGGGGAGAAGCUAUUUGAAUGUAUGGAGUGUGGAAAGUGUUUCAGGUUGAAGCAAUACCUUACUACACACCAGCGAACUCACACAGGGGAGAAACCCUUUAAAUGUAUGGAGUGCGGAAAGACUUUCACUGAUAGUGGAACCCAUGCAAAACACAAACGAACUCACACAGGGGAGAAGCUAUUUGAAUGUAUGGAGUGUGGAAGGAGUUUCAGGUGGAAGCAACGCCUUACUUUACACCAGCGAACUCACACAGGGGAGAAACCAUAUGGAUGCAUGGAGUGUGGAAAAUGUUUCAGGUGGAAGCAAGACCUUACUACACACCAGCGAAUUCACACAGGGGAGAAGCCAUUUAAAUGCAUGGAGUGCGGGAAGACUUUCGCAGAUAGUGGAUCUUAUGCCAAACAUCUACGAAUUCACACAGGGGAGAAGCCAUUUAAGUGUAUGGAGUGUGGAAAGACUUCCUCAGAUAGUGUAUCCCAUACACAACAUCUACGAAUUCACACAGGAGAAAAACCAUUUAAAUGUAAUGAGUGUGGAAGGUGCUUCAAUCAAGGUGGAAACCUUAAAAAACACCUACAAAUUCACACAAGGGAUAAACCAUUUAAAUGUGUGGAGUGCGGGAAGACUUCCGCAGAUAAAGGAUCCCACAUAAAACAUCUACGAAUUCACACAGGAGAAAAACCAUUUACAUGUACGGAGUGCGGAAACUGCUUCAGUCACAGUGGAAACCUUAAAAACCAUCUACGAAUUCACACAGGGGAGAAAUCAUUUAAAUGUAUGGAGUGUGGGAAGAUCUUCAGUCAAAGAGGAAGACUUAGAAAACAUCAACAAACUCACACAGGAUGA